Molecule: messenger RNA, 1601 nt
Organism: Hippocampus comes (tiger tail seahorse)
Lineage: Eukaryota; Metazoa; Chordata; Actinopteri; Syngnathiformes; Syngnathidae
Gene: psmb11b
Product: proteasome 20S subunit beta 11b
Exons: 1
Coding region: 817-1593 (258 amino acids)
Cellular component (GO): proteasome core complex; cytoplasm
Molecular function (GO): threonine-type endopeptidase activity
Source: RefSeq, a predicted model, not a curated record
GUUGAUGCCAGCAGCUGGCGUCGGCUUGCACAUGCGCGAUAAUGCGGCACGUCGGACCACGCAAAGUUUCUGGUGUCGCGUGUUGACAUGCUGCGCUCGUAAUGGGACACCUCACUUUUUUUUUUUUAAUGCGCACGCUCGGCUGGACUGAUGCCACGUUCGUCAGCCUAUUUGCGAUUCUACCCGAGAACAAGCCACAGGAGAGACGCAUCAAAAGCCGCCGAGUCUAACUUCAUUUGAUCCGCCGGACGCCGACUCGCCGGCCUUGCCUUGACGCGUCUUUGAAGAAAUGCGAUCUGAAAAAAGGAGCCGCGACUAACGACUCAGGGGCGGCUGACUGUUUGGCUUCAAAGAAGUGAAGCAGUAAAUGGCAAACGCUGCCCAUGCGUCAGGUAUCAAAAGCGGACGGCAUCCAACUUAAGGAACACGCGUCAAGACUCGUCAGAAAUGUUUUUGGGAUCAACGGAGACGGCGGCGACGGACUGCUGGAGCGCGACUUACAGACUUAGAAGUGUCAGAAAGAUCACCAAGGAAUAUUCAGUGGCAACAAAGUUUUGAUGACAAAGGCUCAGGAACCGCAAAAGAUCACCCAACGAAGGACCUUGAAUCAAUGUUGACACUAACAACGGAUUGAAGAGGACAAAGCCGAUGACGAAGGAUAACAGCGACGAAAAAUACACCCAAGAACAACGAAGACCCUGACAGAGAGGAAACGGUAAACUGAAAAUCUUGCCGAACCCUCCAGAACAAAAUUCCUGCACAGAAAGGGCCGUCAAUCGUCUUUUUGGGGGCGUCAUCUCAAAGCACUCGCGUGCGAUGGCGUUAGAGGACGUGUGUAAAUCCCGAAGCCGCGCCAAGCCCGCGAGCCUGUUGGACUUUGACGUCCCGGUUGCCGAGUGUCUUCAAGAAAAUCCCCCGCGGUCCGGCACGCCGCAGAAUCCUCUGCCCUUCGAGAUGUCCCACGGCACCACCACCCUGGCGUUCACCUUCCAGGGCGGCGUGCUGGCCGCGGGGGACACCCGCUCCAGCUGCAGCGGCCGGGUCUCCUGCCCCGACGCCGAGAAGGUGAAGCCCAUCCACAGCCACCUGGUGGCUACCAGCUCGGGCACGUCGGCCGACUGCACCCUCUGGAAGCGGAUCCUGGCUCGGGAGCUGCGGCUCUACCAGCUGCGACACGGCCGCCGGGUGUCGACGGGCGGGGCCGCCAAGCUGCUGUGGCACAUGCUGCUCCCGUUCAAGGGCACCAAACUGUGCGUGGCCACCACCUUGUGCGGGUGGGACGAGAGCGGCCCCGCCAUCUUCUACGUGCACAGUGACGGCAGGCGCCUACGGGGUACGCUCUUCUCCGUGGGCUCGGGCUCGCCUUACGCCUACGCCGUGUUGGAUCAAGCGGUGGAAUCUGGGAUGACGGCGGAGGAGGCCACGCGGGUGGCGAGGGAGGCGGUGUACAGAGCCACCCACAGGGACGCCUACUCGGGCAAUUGCGUGGACAUCUAUCUCGUCACCUCGACGGGGUGGACUCGCAGGGAGCGGGAGGACUUAAAAGAAGAAUAUUACAGGGAGAGGAAAAACCGCCAAGGUGGAACAGUCUGAAUUCUGAA